AUGCCAUCACAAAGCCAUCAAGCAGGACAAGCGCCAGGCCAGAGCCAUGGAAAUUUACAAGCACCUUUGAAACCAGAAUUUCUGGAGUCUAGAGACUUUACUGCGUUGGAUAAUCCACCAGAACCAAAGAGAACCCCGGAUCCAUUUGCUCAGAAGAAGGAGUCUAAGAAUGGGGAUUACUUGAGUGAUUUGCUCUCCUCUGUGUCGAAAAGGCUACAGGGGGUGCAUUCGACGAAUACUACAGAUCACAGACACUUUUUCCAGCAGAAAUCUGAGCCAGAAACGUUGCGAGAGCCUCCAGAACACCCGCAAGCCGGGGAAGAGGUGAAAUUCAAGGACUCGUACCAAGACAAACAUAGAGACAGCGACAAGGGAGAGGGAGAGGUACGCUCGAAUUCUAAUUCUAAUUCGCAUUCGUCUAGGUCGGGGUCCAGUGGUGAGAUACCUCCUUUCAAAAGAAGGAACUCGUCGCUAUAUGAGGAUUUCAAGAAAGACUAUUACGAUAAUAUCCAUAUGUUCGACCCUCCAAAUACCUCAAGUAAUCACUCCCCUAAAAUGACCAUUGAAAUAAUUGAUUAUGCUGUUAAUAGCUCCUUUGAUAACUAUGUCAGUCUCCAAAUCAAUGGCAAGGCGUACUUAUUCCAUUUGGUGUACUUGAGAGACAAUUGCACGGACAAGAAGAGCUUUCACGACGAGACGCACCAGAGACUGGUUGAUAUUUUCAACGAUAUCGAUCUCGAAUCUGAUUUGAACGGUGCAGUCGACAUUGAAAAGGGCGAAUUGGUCGUGAAAUGGCGCGAUGGAGCUGUUUCAAGGUUCACCGAACAAUGGCUUUUGAGACAUGCUUACUAUCCUGCCGAUGUCGUUGAGCCAAACGAACAUGUGCAGUUCCCAGAGAAGAUAACUUGGGGAAGAACGAAGUUCGAUAGUUUGAUCCAAAACGGUCAGCAUUUCAAGAACGAUUACCAACAUUUGCAAGACCCCUCUGUAAAGAAGAACAUAUUCCAAGAGAUUUAUCAAUACGGAUUCACGCUUAUCCAAAAUGUGCCCGUCAGUAUCGAAGCUACAAAACAGGUGUCUGAGCUGAUUUCCAUUAUUCGCCCUACCCACUAUGACACAGGUGUUUGGGACUUCACUUCUGAUUUGGCGAAAAAGGACACUGCGUAUACGUCUCUAGCCAUUGAUAUGCACACAGACGGCAACUAUUGGUACGAGACGCCAGGUUUACAAUUGUUUCAUUUGUUAUUUCACGAUGGCGAAGGUGGUGAGACAAGAAUUUGUGACGUGGCUCGCGUUUUAGAAUUGAUCAAAGCCAGGGCUGCAGAAGAUGAAUCAUGGCAAGAAACACUAGAUAUUCUAACCAAACAGCCAAUUGAAUUCCAUCAAUCUGGGGAGCCCGAAAACGUUUUCGUCGAGAAUAGAUUCCCUAUUCUACAAAUCGACGAUGAUGGAAACUUAGUCCAAUGUAGAUGGAACACCAGUGACCGUUCUUCCAUGAUGAAGAACGCCAAAUAUCCUGUCAAUAAAAUAUAUUUGGCAAUGUCAAGAUUUAACGAACUGAUUAACGACACUGUGAACUACGUCAGGUUCCCAUUGGCUCCAGGAACUAUUUUUGUAUUUGAUAAUUGGAGAGUCCUACAUGCUAGAACGGCUUUCAAUGGGAAGAGAAGACUUUGUGGAUCUUAUUUGACUAGGGAUGACUUCAUUGCAAGAUUCAGAUCUUUGCUUUUUGAUCGUGAGCAAUGGUUAAACUCAGUGUAG
Molecule: messenger RNA, 1761 nt
Organism: Kluyveromyces marxianus DMKU3-1042
Lineage: Eukaryota; Fungi; Ascomycota; Saccharomycetes; Saccharomycetales; Saccharomycetaceae
Gene: IGD1
Product: trimethyllysine dioxygenase
Exons: 2
Coding region: 1-1761 (586 amino acids)
Biological process (GO): carnitine biosynthetic process
Cellular component (GO): mitochondrion
Molecular function (GO): iron ion binding; trimethyllysine dioxygenase activity
Source: RefSeq, a predicted model, not a curated record